GCACAAACCCCACGCCGCGAAGCGAAAGCUGCGAAACCCUCCCCAAUGGAUCCCAAGGCGGCGGCGAAGGCGAAGCGCUCGCACACGGUGCGCGCGCGGCGCGCCCACCAGACCCCCGCCGCCGCUGCCGCCCACAGGCAGAAGCGCGCGGAAGCCGCUGCCGGCGGCCCCCGCAGCCGUAUCCUCCCCUCGAACUGGGACCGCUACGACGACGAAGCCGAUGCCGCCGGCGGCGAUGACUCCGCGGCCCCCUCGGAAUGGACCGGCGAGGUGGCGCCGCGCAGCAAGGGCGCCGACUUCGGCUUCCUGCUUGAGCAGGCGCGAGCUCAGCCCCGCGAGGCGCCGGGCCUCGGCGCGCCGUGGCUCGCCUCCCAGGAUUCGCCAUUUGAUUUUAUGCAGGCUUCAACCUCUAUGCUUGAAGCUAAAGGUGAAGAGAUUUUGUCCUGGUGUGAUGAUGACAACUUUAUAUUAGAGGAUGAUUUAGCACCUGAUUUUGAGGUGCCUUUCCUCUCCAUGGAUCUGCAUGCAUUGGCCACCCAUCUUUCAAAGCUGAAGCUGUCUGAGAGGCUUUUCUUAGAAAAAGAUCUCCUACCUGAGGAUCUGGUUGUUGCAUCUGAGGUCAACCAAAUACAGAUUCAAUGUGGCACAGAUGUGGGUAGUGAUGCUAAAGGCAGCUCAGUUCAUCAGAAAGGUAUAGGCAUUCAUGAUUAUGACAACAUUCAUUGUGAUGAUCAAAUGAAAACAGACUGUCAGUUGAAUUAUUUUGAAGAAGAUAAAUCCACAUCAUCACCCAACACUAGUUCUCACUUUGUGCGUUCGGACACUGGAGAAGAUAAGAGCAAUAGUGAAGCGGCAAAGUUUGAAGUGGUUUCUGCAGAAGAAGAACUUGACAUGCUUCUUAAUACGCUUGGUGGAACUCGUCUUUCUGGCUCCAAUUUAGAUGAAUCGUUUGGAAACAAAUCAACACUGCAAGAUGUGAAAGUCAACCAACCAGAUAAGAAAGUUACACCUAGCACUUUAUCCAAAUCGUUGGUGACUGUUCCUUGUGAUGAUGCUCUAGAUGACUUGCUUUCAGAGAGUUCCCUGACUGUCCAGAAUGAAGGUUUUUCUGAAACAGACUCAACGUCUAAACCAACUACUAAGGACCACAAUAUCGAAAUCAGAUACGCUAACCAGAUAGAUAUAACUACGUCUAUUGAUGAUUUGGUGGACGACUUGCUCACAGACACUUCAUUGUGCUUGAAUGAACAGAAGCAAAUUACAUCUGCUCAGGGCAAAGACAAGAUCUCAAGUGGUAGUAUUGCUCCUAAUUCCGGCCCCUCAAAUGCAUCUGAUGAUUUCGAUUCAUGGUUUGAUUCUCUCUAGAAAGGAUCUUCAUGUUGAAGAAGUUUCAGUUGAAUCAUUUACCACAGUGCGGAGGCCCGUUGCACUUAUAUUGACUCAAAGAUUUAGUUUAUAGCUUUCAGGAAAGCUGUCUUUUGAAGCUCACAUACCAAUUUUGGAGGUUCACUGCAGAACAAGAGAUGAUACACCGGCAAGUGGAACAUUCUAAAGGCCUGGUUCCCAUCGCCCCAUGGCUUCCACUUUUUACUGUCUGCACGUGUCAAUUCAGGGCGAAGUCUUUGCUAUGAUGUCAGCCUUCUGUAGUCUGUACCAUACUAUGUUGGACUUUACUGAAACAAAACUAAUUCUAACAGUUUGGUCUCCAUUUUUAUCGAUGUUAAGUAUCAUAUAUAUUACUUACCUAUUCUCUCCACACUACAAAUGUAUUCAGCAUCAUGCUGAUGUUUAUCUUCCAUGAUAUAUAUGCAAUCCAAACCUUUAUGGUCUUCUGCUCAACAGUCAACAGUGCUUCAGAUGGAUUCAAACCGUUCAACUGUAAAUUUAACUCA
This is a messenger RNA of Oryza brachyantha (malo sina), 1892 nucleotides long. RefSeq lists its product as uncharacterized. The record is from RefSeq and is a predicted model, not a curated record. The coding region runs from base 46 to 1365 and encodes 439 amino acids. The transcript is spliced from 4 exons. NCBI's taxonomy places the organism in Eukaryota, Viridiplantae, Streptophyta, Magnoliopsida, Poales, Poaceae.